UAAUGGAAAAAAUCAAGAUAAAAAAAAUCAUUGGAAUUGCUAUUACAGUUCAUAUUGUUCUCUAUGUGGGUUUAAAGAUUUUGAAGAAACAGAGAGAUGAAAAAAUUACAAGUAACUGAAUAGGUAUUCAUGUUAACAUUAAAAAGUUUGUCAAAUGUCACAUUUUAAAGGAAGAAAAAUUAAUGAGCCAAGUUUACAUAUAGAAAAUGUUUAUGGUUCUUCACUUACUGCAUUAAGUGAUGCUUGGGCAUCAGUUGCUGAAGCAAAAAAGGAGCUAAAAAAUGUAGAUUCUCGUAUACGACAGUCAACAGUUCAUCCAUUGACUUGGCAUCCUUACAAAAAUGUUAAUGAUUCUAAUGCUGAAAAAACUUAUCAUAAAGAAAAUAUUCCACCUGUGAGUUAUCCAAAGCCAGCUUGUGUUGAAUCAUAUGGCUCUGAUCUGUUGGAAAGUUCUGCCUACACUACUUGUAGUAGACAUCCAAGCAUAGAGCACCAGAAAACCAGCAAUCUACAUAAUGAUCUCGAAGAAAAUAAUGAAAAAUUCAGUGUUUCAUUGACUGGAAAAUCUUUGUUAACAAAACAAUCUAAAAGCGUUGCAUUGAGUCGUUUAAAGGAAAAAAUCAAUCUUCAAAAACAACAACUUUCAUCCUUUGAUGACAGUAGUGAAAAGUAUUUUCCUAAUAAACUAUAUCACAAUGAAGGUGAAGCUGUGAAACGGUCAGAAGAACCAGAGACCCUGAAGAUUAUUACUCGUAAAGUUGGACAGGCUCCAUCUGCCCCUGUAUAUCCAGGAUUUAAUGAACCUUCAAGUAUUAAUGUUAUAGAUGAAAUAAAAAAAAGUUCUGUUAGUGGGAAUGAAGCCAGAAAAAAGACUCAAAAAGAAAUUGUUAAAAAACUCUCCCCAAAAAAUCAAGUCAAAGCAAAAUGCAAAGGAAAGCCACAUCGAAUAAUUGCUCCUAAAAAGUCUACUAAUACAAUUACUACAAUGUCAUGGAGAUUGGGUCAAGAAAUUCAGCGUAAAAUUUGUCAGGAGUUUCAUUCAGUUAAAGAUAGUCAAACUAAUUGUGAACUAACCAAUACUAUGAAAUCUGCAUCAAUAACUCACAAUGCUGCAAAAUCUGAUUCUGCAACUAAUAAUACCUUAAAGUCUGAUUCUAGAACUAAUAAUACUGCAAAAUCUAAUUCUAUAACUAACAGUACUUCGAAAUCUGAUUCUAAUAAUACUGCAAAAUCUAAUUCUAUAACUAACAGUACUUCGAAAUCUGAUACUGUAACUCACAACGAAUCACCAAAGAGUCACGAAGAUCAUGAUAGUUCUGCUAUUUCAAAUGAAAUAAUAACUGAUCAAAAUAAUGAAAAAGGAGAUAAGGAAGAAAAUGUUAUUAGUAAUAAUGAUGGAGAUAUUACAUUAAAAGAACAAUCUAUAGACAGUGAUGUGGAAGGUGGUGAAUUAGAAAAAGACAUAAAUCAUUUACUUGAAAGCAAGUUGUUAACAAAAAAUGCAAAAGAAAUUUUACAGAAUGUUAACCCUUUUGAAAAAGAUGUGAGCAUACCAUUUAAAAAGAAACAGAUUACUGCUACUAUAGAUACUGGAUUAAAAAAAAGGCUACUUGCUAAAUCCCCACCAGUUAAAAGGAAGCUAGAAGACGAAAAUUACCCUAAAACAAAAGUAAGACAUUACGACCAAGAAGAAGUUAAGAGAUACAUGCUAAUGCAACAAAAUCAAAGAAAAAAGCAAUUGCAAGAAGAAAAGCGCAAAGAAAAAGAGAAGAAAGCACUCCAAGACAAAAUGUUACAGGAAUUAUAUGCAAAACAAAAAGCUGCUGUGAGAGUUGAAUCAAAGCAUCCAAUUAGUGAAACAUUUAUAAAGAGUAAACAAAGAAAACUUGAAUCAAUGCUUCAAAACGAACAAGAGAAAUAUAAGUCAAGUAUCCAUUGCGAACAAGAAAAAUAUAAGUCAAAUACUCAUAAUGAUCAAGAGAAAUUUAUGUCAGGUAUUCAAAAUGAACAAGAGAAAUUUAUGUCAGGUAUUCAAAAUGAACAAGAAAAAUACAAGUCAAGUAUGCAAGCACAAUCGAGCAGUUCAGCAGAUGUUUCAUUGUUUACAGUUCCAAAGCAAACUAGUAGUCCAUGCGGCAAGAGUUCUCUUGAUACAAAUUCUAGUAGAAGUUUAGUCAAUGAAGCUAAAGAUUCAAUGUCGGUUUAUGAAUCAUCUAUAAAUCUUGUCUACACAAAAUCAGGUCUUGAGAAAUCAAAAGUAGACCGCAUAAAUGCAAUAAGAACUACUGCUGCUGCCUUACGUCAAAGAUUAGAUGAAGAAGCCAUGAGACUAACAUCUUUAGUGCAGAAAAAACAAACAAUCGAAAGCACUUCAAUAAAAUCAGUUCAUUAUGACAUUACAGAAAAUGAAAUUCCAGGUGUUCAGAAUUUAGAAGAAAAAUCUAGGCUUGUUAAAAAAAAGAAUGAAAUGGAGGAUGCUGCAAAAUUAAUACAAGCUGCAUAUAGGGGUCACUGUGUUCGGCAAAGUUUAUCUUGGCAACUUCCAUCAGGGCGUACAUUAUAUCAGUCUUUGGAAGAAGCAAAAAGACAAGCAUUUCUUAAUGAUAUUCAAAGCAAUCCUGUUGAGUUAACCAGCAGUAACUUCCGACCUGUUGUUCUACCUAAUAAAUAUGAAUACUCCAACUCCUUUCGAACAGAAGAUUCUUCUUCUUUAGCAAAGGAUGCUUUACAAAGUUUAUCGCUUCCUAAUGACAAAAGUUUGCAAGAAACAAUUCCAAGUGAUAGCUUAAACUCUGUAAUUAAAGAAAGUUAUUCUGAAAAACAACCUGUAAAGGAUUCUUAUGAGAGGUACACUGCAGCAAGUAAUAGUGAACAAAGUACAGAUAUGGAAUCAAAUAACAUUCAUUCUGACGAACAAAUUAAAAGGUUGAGGAAUAUUCUAGAAAAACACAAAGACACUUAUCGCGAUAAAUAUUCCAUCAUUAAUAUUUUUACCCGCAACUAUGCAGGAUUUAAAAGUUUAAAAAGUGCAGGAGAAGCACAACAGGUUGACUACACACCUUUGAAUACUGAAUCUGAUUCUUCUACUCUAUCAAAGCAUUCAAAACAUGUUAGUACUGUUCAAAGCUCUACUGAUAGUGAAGCAGGCAUCUCUACGGAUCAAAAAAAUAUACUCUCUUCGAAGAAGGGAGAAGAAUCAAAGUUGCCAUCAUAUUUGGAAUCAAAUCGCGAAAAACCUCAAGAAAAACUCGAAAUAUGUGAUUUAUCAGACCAUUCUGAAAAGCUUUUUUCACCAUUAUCUCGAUCUUCUGAGCCAAAUCUAAUGCCAAAAACUAUUCCGGAUGAGGCAAGUGACUAUUCAAGUGAUACUUCCAAUUCAAUUGUUGAUGAAUUGUUUUCUGAUGAAAUUAACCCUAUACUAACUUCAACACGUAGAUUUCCAAAUAAAAAAUUAGAUAAUACGCAUGAAAUUUUUUUGAAACAGAACAUCAACCAAUUUAGAGGAAGAAUGUCUCCAAAUACACUUGAAAGGCGUCUAAGAGCGGAGAUCAACCUUUUUGAUAAUGUAGGAGAUACUAUGCAACAAGUUGAUGAGAUGGAAAAGGUCCAGAAUAUAAUCAAUGCUCAGCAGCAAUCAGUUGCUCUUGCACAAGUGUUAAAAUCAAGACAGUUGACAUACAAGCAUGAUCUUGAAAAGUUGUCCAUGGAAGCCAAAGAAAAAGCUAUGAUAUCUGCUAAAGAUAUUGAGUCUGCAAGGCUAGCUACUGCUGAAGCAUCAAUGAAGGCUCUGCAAAUGAUGGCUGAUAUAAAACUUAAAGCAGCAGAUGAGGCAACUGAAAAUGCCAAAAAAAUAGUACAAGUACAUGAGAAUACAACAGCAAUUGUUUUGGAUGCAGCAAAUAAAGUAGAUAAAUCAAGGAAUGACAUUUCAGAAGCUUAUAGAAUUUCUGUUGAGCGUCAGUUACAUGAUGUUGAAAAAGUUGCUGUUGCUGCAGCUUCAGCAGCUUCAGUUGCUGCAGUCAAUGCAGCCUUGGAGCAUCAUAAACAACAACUUGAGCGGUUGAGGAUGCAAUCACUAGCGAAAAUCUCCAAGUUAUAUUCUCCUCCAGACUCAGCUUCAUCAAUUGUUUCAAAUAAAAUGAAACCCACUGAUGCAACAGUGAUUGAUUCUGUUUCACAAACAAAGAACUCUCAUGAGAAUAGAACAACAUCAGCUUCACGCUCACAAAUGAACAGUUAUGAUACAAGCAAAAUGUUAGAAGGGUCACUUUCGCAAACAAAGACACUCACCAAAGAAAACAGUAGAACAUCUUCAAAAUUUAGUAAUAGGUUAAAAGAUUCCAUUAGUUUUGUUGACAGUGUGGCAGCUAAUUCUAUUUAUUCAAAUGCUGUAUUAAAUAAGAUAGACAAUGUGACCUCUAAAAUAUAUGAUGACAGUUUUAAUAUAGACAAUGUGACCAAUGAUGACAGUUUUAUUUCUAGUAAACUAAUUGUUGAUGAAGAGGUUGAUGAAAAGUCAGAAAAAAGUAUUGCUGAGGAACUUUUUUUAAAUGAGCUUGUUUCUCAGGCUUCAUCCUUAGAAUCACACGGUUCGUCUGUAAAAUCGCAGGCUUCGUCUGUAAAAUCGCAGGCUUCGUCUGUAAAAUCGCAGACUUCAUCUGUAAAAUUGCAGGCUUCGUCUGGAAUAUCACAGGCUUCGUCUGUUAAAUUUAAGAAAAUGAUCAGUAGCAGUGCUAACAUUAACGAGGAGAGAGAUAAAAUGAUUAGUAUUGACACUAAUGAUAAUGAAGAUAAAUCUUUCUCCAAUAUUUCUUUUAGUAGUCACAUUGCAGAAGAAUUUCAAAACGAAAACGAAAGCAUUCGACUAGGCGAGCAUUUUAAUUCUUCAUUAACAGAAAACGAAUUAAAAAAUGAUUUCCGUAUGGUUUUACCAUCUGAAAAUCACAGAAGGAAAAGUUUAGACUCCAAUAAUAUUAUUUCUACUAAUGAGCAGUCGUCUUCUGAUGACAUCAAAACACCCAAAAAUAACAAGCGUCCUCGCAGACAUUCAAAGAGUCCAUUUGCAGAAGAAGAUACUUUUUCUAGAUUCACAGUAGAUAUGGUUUGCCAAUACAUUCAAGAAGAAGAAAUGCGAGCAAAACAUCAGAAGGCAUUGUUAGCUCUUCGCGAGAAAGCUAUUAUUGAAAAAACAAAGGCAGAAAUGGCAUUCUUAGAAAUGAAAAAAAAAAGCUUCAAAAAGAAAGGAAGUGAUGAUAUGAUGCCACCAAUUACAAAAAAACAAAGAGCACUACUUAUGAAACUACAAGCUGAACAGGCAGAAAUUCGUCGUCAAAAGGAAACAUUAAAAGUAGCAAAGCAUGAACGUAAAUCUAUGUUGAAUCAGCAAAGAGAAAUCCAGCGAAUACGUUCAUCUACACAAAUUAUAUGGAAUAAGUUAGGAGGGCUUGACAAAAACAACUUAUCUUUAAAGGAAGAUGUUUGUGAAUCUGAAAAUUAUAAAACUAUUGAUAGUUCUGUUUCGUCAAGUUCAAGGCCAAUUGUAAAAGAAUCUGAUUUAACAAAUGCUUUAUCAGAUGAAAAUAAUAAAUUGUCUAGUUGCUUAACUACUGUAGGAGUUGAGGUAAAUAAAGAUCACAUGAGUAAUCAUGAAACUUCAGGUGAAGACAAAUCAAGCUUUUCUCAAGAUUUGAAAAAAUUGCGGAAUAUAACAAGUGAAAGGUAUUUGACAGAGCGUGAGAAGAAGUUACAGUUAAGAAAAGAUCAGUUUAGUAAGAUUUUAGAACGUGAAAAUAAGCUUAAAAGUUGGCGGGAAAAGAUAAUUGAAGAAGAACAAAAAUUAAAAGCAGAAAUUAAACGUGUGCUUUAUACCGAUGAAAGGAACAAUUUUGACAAAAAUGUAAGCGUAACUGCUUCACAACUAUUGUCUACUCAAACAAACAGUAAAUCUUCAUAUAAAACUUCAUCACCUAAUAAACAAGUUGAUGUUGCGUCAAGUAUAGCUUCUUUAGUUCUGGAACACCAUACUUCUGCAGACAGUGUUUCACCUAUAUCAGAAAGUCUUUCAUUGGAAAAAAGAUCCCAACAAACAAGCUCAGGUGAUGCAUCUUCACAAGUUGUAGUUAAAUCAAUAUCACAGGAAUCAAAAAGUUUAAUUAUUUCUAAUAAGUCACCUUAUUAUGAUGAUGGAUCAUUUAAAGAAAACCUUUUAACAGAAACAUUAAAAGCACAUUUAAUUACAUCUGAUAUAAAAACAGAAGAAAUUUUAUCGCACUGUAAUGUAAGUAUUGAAAAAAAAUCUAAAAAGGUUACAAAAAGCUCAAUGAGCUCCAAAGUUCUACAUCAAGAUCAUUCAGAUUGUUAUUCUAAUGAAAUUUUUGAAGAUACUUCUGCACAAACUAGUCCAAUUUUUAACAAAAAAACUGACCAAGCAAUAAGUGUAAACAGAAGAAUUGAUGAGGAGUCAACAACAGAAGGUACGUCAGAUGUCAGUGACAUAGAGCAACGUUUAAGAGGACUUGAAAAUGAGUUGCAAAAAAGACGAGAUCAGCUUAAUCAUUUGCGCAGAAAGAAAGAAAAGGAAAUGCUUAAAAAAAAGGAAAUUGAAAUGAAGAAAGAGCUGCAGUUACUUGAACAACAGAUUCGACAAGAAAAGAAAACUGAAACAAGUGUUUGUCCUGCAAGGACUCAAUCUCCUCGCAUACUUUCUCCUAGAAGCAGUUUGGAAGCUCCAGAAAAGAAUUUUUCUGACAAAGAUUCUCGUAGAAGUCUAAACUUUGACCAAGAUAUUAACAAUGGUAAUAAAAUUGAUCAACGGGAAUCAUUUUCAAAAAAUCUUCACAGCAACUCAGUCCAUAAUGAUUCUACAAAAAUGAGUUCCAAAUUGACUGAUAGCAUUUUGUCUAAUCAAUCGAUAAAUGAAAUGGUUUGGGAUGUUGAAACACGCGAGUUUGAUUCAAGCGCAAUAGAGAAAAGUGAAAAUUCAGAAAAUACCAACAAAAGCAUAGUGAAAAGCCUUUCUGAAAAUACAAGCAGAAGCGUAGAGAAAAGUAUUUCUGAAAAUACAAACAGAAGCGUAGAGAAAGGCGUUUCUAAAAUUAUCAACAAAGGCGUAGAGAAAAGCAUUUCUGAAAAUACUAACAAAAGCAUAGAGAAAAGUAUUUCUGAAAGUACCAACAAAAGCGUAGAGAAAAGUAUUUCUGAAAGUACAAAUAAAACCAUAGAGAAAAGUAUUUCUGAUAAUACCAACAAAAUUAUUGAAAAAAGUAUUUCUGAAAAUACCAACAAAAGCGUAGAGAAAAGUAUUUCUGAAAAUACAAAUAAAAGCAUAGAGAAAAGUAUUUCUGAAAAUACUAACAAAAGCGUAAAGAAAAGCAUUUCUGAAAUUAGCAACAAAAGUAUAGAAAAAAGUAUUUCUGAAAAUAUCAGCAAUACAAUAGAGAAAAGCAUUUCUGAAAAUACCAACAAAACCAUAGAGAAAAGUCUGGAUGGAUAUUCCGCCAGACCCAUUCCAACAGGUGCUAAAGAAAACGAGUAUUACGAUGAUAUUUUUGAGCUUUCGCUCAAGAGCUCUAAUGGAAAUUCUUAUGAGCACUUAUCCAGCAUUUCGAAGAAACUUAACGAUAGUCUAGGGGUCAAACCAUUGGAAACAACCAACUUAAUAAAUAAUAAACAUGAUCACUCGGUAAUGUCUGAUAAAAGCAAAAGCAGUCGUUCGGAUUUUUAUCAGAAAAGUGAAAAAGAAAACUUUAAUGUUUCAAAUGCGUCUGAAAAAAAAGGAGAAACUACUGUUUCGUCUUAUGUUUUCAAUUUAAACGAUCGAGUCAUAGUUGAAGGUAGAUUAAAAGGAACAGUUAUGUAUAUUGGUAAAAUAUCAAAUUCAGAUCUUACCGUGGCAGGAGUUAUGCUUGACGAACCCAAUGGUACAAGUAACGGUACAUUUAAUGGACAUAAAUACUUUGAUUGUCGUCAAAACUACGGAUUGUUUAUAAAAGUUGAAAACCUUGAAAAAAUCUCUGAUUUAGUUUCAAAAACGAUUGUUGAAAAAGAUAUUAUUGAAAACAUAGAUAAUUUUCAUAAUAGUGAUACGCAUUUGCCUAGUUCUAUUCCUAAAUCAUUUAUUGAAGAAGACACAACAGAAAAGUUGAGUGAUAUUACUGACUUUAAAAGUAGUGAAACUCAUUCUCGAACAAAUACACCAGAUGUUGAAAGUGCUGACGAACUAUCUGAACAUAAAAAUCAUAUAUCUGAAACAUCAUUUAAAUUGCUUCAAAAAUCUAGCGAAAUAAUAAAAUUUGACUAUAUAUCUUCUGGUCAUCUAUCUCAAAAGGAUGAUAUGUCGGUCGAAUCAUGCUCUUCAAAAUCUGUUCAUAAAUCAGAUGUUAAUCGAUCAAAUGAGUCAAAUAGGUCUUUAAAUAUAAGUGAAUCAACCAGUGUUAAAUCACAAAUAAUAAACAAAUUAAAUGAAGUAGAUAACUCUUUAUCCAUAAACGGUUUUACCAGUGUUAAGUAUCUAUUUAACGAAUCUGAUCUUACUAAUUGCGUAAAAACAGUUGAUAAACAAUCAUAUAAUCAGUCAAUAAAUAUAUCUCAUAAACCUGAAAUACAUUCUGAUACCGUUGAUCAUAUAGUAAAUAGCUUGUUAAAAUCGCUUUUAACUGAAACAGUUAAUAUAUCUAAAGGUAGAGCUAUGCGCGUCAAUAAAUCAGAGUCCAUCGAAACAAGAGCCAUGCAUGACAAAUCAGAGUCAAUCAAAACAAAUAUUAUCACUGAAUUGGCAAUGAAAACUUUAUUAAAUGAUGCUAUAUCGCAUAUGAUAAAUGUUAAAAAAUGUAAAAGCUAUUCCUUGAAAACAAUCCCUGAUGAUUUUGUUUCACUACGCGUACAAGAUCCAGCAAAUACAACGAUACAAUAUCCGACGAUACAAGAUCCGACAAAGCAUAUUUCUUUAACUCAAAACCAUCCUGAUGUUACAGAAAAAAUUAAAAAUUUAAAAACUGUACACGAUGAAUUAGAUGCGUUGUUAAAAGACUCUGAUUCUGCAGGAGACUCUGAUACUGAUUCGGAAGAAGAAAUUCGAUCCUCUAACAUCAUACUUCCUCCUCGUGGAUUUGAUUCAGAAGAGCCAGUGAUGAGUAUCCCGUAUACAGAAAUAGAAACUAAAGAUUUAGUAUUAGCUGCUUUAAAGGAAAUUGAAAAUCUUUCUUUAGACGAAAUGAUGGUAACUCAACCUUCAAACAAUUUUUUUACUAAAAUAAAAGAUAAUCAUGAUAGGAAUUCCAUUUUAUAUUGUCAGCUUGUUUUUGACGUUUCCAAAUCGCUUUACCAUGACAUUAUACUUUUUCGGCAAGAUCACAGACAAAAUCAUCCACUUUUGUUUCAAAUACGUCGGAAAAACUAUUCAAAAUUUACUAGGACAACUAAUCAACUUGUUGAUGAAAAUGAAAUACGUUCUGCUGUAUGCGCCCAUGUGUGUACUAUAUUAGGUCUAAAACCAGGUAGACCGUCAUUAGAAAAACUUAAACAUAAACUUCCAUUAAAUCUUGCCAAAAAAGACUACGUCGAUGCAAUACUUGUGGAAGAAUUACGUGAAGAAGAGAUACAAUGGGUAAACUAUGAUGAAGACGAGUUGCGAGUAAAGUUUCAACUCGCUGAUGCAAUACUAGAAAAUCUUCUGUAUGAGAUUACAAUUAUUCUUUCUUCUGUGUAAAUAGCUUUGAUUUGCAAAGAAAUGCCAAAUAUAUAUGUAUACACACACAUA
This is a messenger RNA of Hydra vulgaris (swiftwater hydra), 9757 nucleotides long. RefSeq names its product centrosome-associated protein 350. Gene Ontology annotation, cellular component: centrosome. Lineage: Eukaryota; Metazoa; Cnidaria; Hydrozoa; Anthoathecata; Hydridae. The record is from RefSeq and is a predicted model, not a curated record. Gene Ontology annotation, molecular function: microtubule binding. Gene Ontology annotation, biological process: microtubule anchoring.